AGGAAUCGGAGGAGGUAAGCCCCUCAAAUAAGAAGCAACACCGAUAGGAAGGGAUCACCCCGCACUUUGGAAGCUAAGAACACUUUUCCAUUCACGCAUAAAAGAGAAAGCGUCGAACAUGACCGAUUUUAUCCGCACUAUUUGGCAAAAUACCGCUAGCGCCAACGGCGCUCAGCAGCGGAAAACUACGACGGAGGCUGUGCAGCCCGUGGACCAGAUCCGCCUGCCGCCGUCGGCCGCGGCCCCCUCCGUGUCAGCCUGCGAGCGACUCAUCAAGCUCGAGCCCCCGUCGUCCCCGUCGACGUCCUCGUCCGCUUCCGACUCGGACUCGGGCAAGGCUCAACGCAUGGCCCGCGUGAACGCGCGCCGCGACAAGCGCAAGCCGCUCGAGGCGGCCGAUGUGACCCACGCCAGUGCCAGCAAAAAGCUCAAGACAGAGGCUGCUCUGGACCCUAGCGGUGAGGAGCGUCUGCGCGCUAUGGAGGCGCAGCUGGAGCACUUGGACCCGGACUCGAAGGAGGCUAAGAAGAAGCGUCGCCUCAUUCGCAACCGCAUGUCGGCACAGCUCCACCGUGAGCGCAAAAAAGCGUACGUGGGGCAGCUGGAAGACCAGCUGCAGGCCAAGGAGAAGGAGCUUAAGGCUCUGCAGGACCAGCUUGCGGCAAUGGCCGUCGAGAGCGAGCAGCUUAAGCAGAAACUCGGCCGCAAGGAAAGCAUCGAGCAGGAGCCACAGAUCAAGGCGGAACCUGUUCCUCUCGAGAAGGUUGCACACGCUGAGUCCGUUAUGGUUCCCAAUGAGCCGGCCGUUGACUGGGCCGCCUGUCUGGAAGACAUGGACGAGGCCAUGGUGGGCGAGGACCUGCUGUGCGACCUGGACGAAUCUCCUUUGGCCGCCAUUGCUUCUCGCAUCGUGGCCUGCCUGGAAAAAACCUCGUGGGAGGAUUUCCAGGAUGUAUCUUCGUGGACGACGUCGGCCGCCAGUGCUGCCGCGGCCGCCGCCAUGGCCAUAACGGCCGACAAGAAAUCUCGAACUCAGCAGACGAACUCGCCGUCGGCCGCGUCAGAUAACGAGGUGACUCGUCGCUCCGUGGCCGACAUGAGCACGAUCCGCAAGGGCAUGUCUACUGGCGCUCUGUUCCCGACCACGGUGGCCAAAGCGGCGGCUUCGUCGAACGACAAGUUGUUGGAGACGCACGACCAGUCGGUCACGUUCCUCUACCCACUGAGCGCGUUCUCUGAGGACCAGCGCUCGGCUGCCUUUCCCAACGGUGCCUCGUCGGACCAGGUGUUCCUGGAGGUGUCGUGCCAGAUCAAUGGUGCGGCUAAAUCCCUCUACGAAUAG
Phytophthora infestans T30-4 is the source of this 1342-nucleotide messenger RNA. RefSeq names its product bZIP transcription factor, putative. The coding region runs from base 119 to 1342 and encodes 407 amino acids. Gene Ontology annotation, biological process: regulation of DNA-templated transcription. The record is from RefSeq and is a predicted model, not a curated record. The transcript has 5 exons. Gene Ontology annotation, molecular function: DNA-binding transcription factor activity. NCBI's taxonomy places the organism in Eukaryota, Oomycota, Peronosporomycetes, Peronosporales, Peronosporaceae.